This is a messenger RNA of Megalobrama amblycephala (Wuchang bream), 472 nucleotides long. Its product is annotated as cadherin-4-like. The record is from RefSeq and is a predicted model, not a curated record. Gene Ontology annotation, cellular component: plasma membrane; cytoplasm; catenin complex. NCBI's taxonomy places the organism in Eukaryota, Metazoa, Chordata, Actinopteri, Cypriniformes, Xenocyprididae. Bases 173 to 457 code for a protein of 94 amino acids. Gene Ontology annotation, molecular function: cadherin binding; calcium ion binding. The transcript is spliced from 4 exons. Gene Ontology annotation, biological process: calcium-dependent cell-cell adhesion; cell-cell junction assembly; multicellular organism development.
CACCCCUCGUCUGUUCUAUAGUUAAACUACGUGUGUUUGUUUGUGUGUGUCUUCUCCUUUGUUAUUAAUAAAUACCCAUUAAUUGUGGAUCUCUGUGAACGCCUCAUCUCUACAACACCACACCGUAACAAAGAAAUGGUCCAAAUACACUUUGACAGUUGCCGUUGCUGAUAUGGAAGGAAGAGGUUAUUCAACCACUGGCACAGCUGUUAUUACUGUGACUGACAGCAAUGAUAACGCACCUCAGUUUGAUCAAACCUCGCACACUGUAUCUGUCCCAGAGAAUAAAGUAGGAGCUGAAGUGGCCAAACUUACAGUUACUGAUGGAGAUGAAGAGGGAUCUCCUGCCUGGUCAACCAAAUAUCACAUUAUUAGCGGAGACAAGGGUGGGUUUUUCAGUGUCAGUACUGGACCCAGCCAGCUAGAGGGCGUCAUCACCACUGUAAAGUCACGGUGAAUGUAGAAGAUGUGA